ACCAGACAGCAGGUCAUUUUCACUUUCAGUGUCUGCAGCCUUUAAAUAGCCUGCUGCUUACUGCUUUUGCAUCAUUGCAGAGGAUCCUUGACUGUCAGCGAAACUACGAGUAUACCGAUCUUGUGAAGCCACUUGACCAUGGACUCCCCAAUGUGCCUCGUUAAAAACGCCGAUGGAGAGCUUUGCGUAGAACCUGAGGCCAUCGACUACCUGAUGGGACUGAAACAGCGAGUCGUAGUUGUGGCGGUGGUCGGGCUGUAUCGCACCGGAAAGUCCUACCUCAUGAACAAGCUGGCUCAGAAGAAAAGUGGUUUUGCCCUUGGAGCCACCAUCCAGUCCAAGACUAAGGGUAUCUGGAUGUGGUGUGUCCCUCAUCCUGAAAAAACAGACCACACCCUGGUGCUGCUGGAUACAGAGGGACUGGGGGAUGUGGAGAAGGGGGAUUCUAAGAAUGAUGCCUGGAUCUUCUCCCUGGCCAUUCUGUUAAGCAGUACUCUGGUCUACAACAGUCAAGGGACCAUCAACAAUGAUGCUGUGGAGAAGCUUCAAUAUGUUAACGAGCUGACAGAGAUGAUCAAGGUGAAGUCUUCCACUGACGAUAAGGAGGAAGGAGAGGGCACCCAGUUUAUGCAGUUCUUUCCUAAUUUUGUGUGGACCGUCAGAGAUUUCACUCUACAGCUCGAGAUCGACGGCAGAGAAAUCACUCCAGACCAGUAUCUGGAGAAUUCCCUGCAACUCAAGAAAGGUACUAGUAAAAAGAUCAAUGACUACAACUUCCCGCGAGAGUGCAUCCGGAACUUCUUCCCCUCACGCAAGUGUUUUGUGUUCCCCUCCCCUACAACUCCUGACAACAUGCAACGACUGGACUCCAUGGACGAGGCUGAGCUGUCUGAAAGAUUCAGAGAGGUCGCAGAUACUUUCUGCCGCUUCAUUUUCCAGGAGAGCCGUACGAAGACUGUUAUAGGGGGACACACAUUGACCGGAGAGAUGGCACAUGUUUUUCCUCACACCUGUCUGAUUGCAGUGCUGGGGCACUUGGUCACCACCUAUGUGGAGACCAUAGCCAAAGGCAAUGUGCCUUGUCUGGAGAAUGCUGUGUUGGCCAUGGCUAAAAUUGAGAACCAGGCUGCUGUGGAUGAGGGCCUGGCGGUGUACCAGGAGGGAAUGGAGGAUGUGAAGGCCUUAUUCCCGGUGGACAUCAAUCAGCUGUCAGAGAACCAGCUUUGCUCAGAGGCCCAGGCCAGACAGGCGUUUAUGAAGCGAUCCUUCAAAGACGAAAAUGGGGAAUUCUUGAAAGCUCUUGCGGAGGCCAUUGGCAACCACAACGUCAACCUUUUCAAACAGAACAAGGAUGCCUCUGAGAAGAAGUGCAAGGCCCUUCUGGAGAAUCUGUCUGCUCUGAUGGAUCAGUGGGUGAAGAAGGGGACGUACACCACACCAGGAGGCUAUGAGCUUUACUGCAAUCACCAUGACAACAUAGUGGCACAGUACCGGGCCGAGCCCAACAAAGGAGUCAGGGCUGAGGAGGUUCUGGAGCAGUUCCUGAAGGGAAAGAGUGCAGAGUCCAACUCCAUCCUGCAAGCUGACAAAAAAAUGACUGAAAAAGAGAAGGAAAUCCAAGCUGAGAAGAUGAAAACAGCUGAGCUGGAGCACGAGAAGGCAGCAUUCAAGGAGCAACAGGCAGAGAUGGAGCGCACCAUUGAGAACAAUCGCAUUCGCCAGGAGAAGUACUUGAAGGAGAAGAUGGAGAAGGAGAAGAAGCAAGAGCAGCAGGAGUUCAACAGGACCCUGGACCGCAGGAUGCAGGAGCAGAAAGAUCUCCUGGAGAAGGGCCAUAAGGAGAAGGCUGAGCUGAUGAGACAAGAGAUCUUGGAGAUUAAGAAGAAUAAUCAAUUGGAAAGGGAAGCCAAUGCCCAGAAUCAGAAGGCUCUGCAGGAAUUAUUCAAGCAGCAGGCUGAGGGACAGAGUAGAGAGAGGGAAAUGUUCAUGAGGGACCUCAACAAUAGAUCACAGGCCCCCGCUCAAGUUGUUGAACGACUUGUUCCUCAACAGCCCUGUAUCCUAAUGUGAUCCACUCCACCUUGAAUUCCUGACUAUGAAAAGUAAACUGAUAUUGAGUCUUGAAGCGUUGAAGUGUUUGUCUUCUGUAACCAUCAUUGUUUUUAUCUGAUCCUGCUGGUUAUCUAUGAAAGCUGAUGUAACAAGGGCUUUAUAAAAUACAGUUGAUUGAUUGA
Messenger RNA from Salvelinus namaycush (lake trout), 2234 nucleotides. RefSeq names its product guanylate-binding protein 1-like. The transcript is spliced from 10 exons. Lineage: Eukaryota; Metazoa; Chordata; Actinopteri; Salmoniformes; Salmonidae. Gene Ontology annotation, molecular function: GTP binding; GTPase activity. Bases 139 to 2070 code for a protein of 643 amino acids. The record is from RefSeq and is a predicted model, not a curated record.